AACAACUACGCGACCGGCGGCCAGACCGUGACUAACAACAAUGACGGCAGCAGUGGAGCGCCCAUCGCUAACACCAACUGCGGCGGAACCAUCUCCAACUCUGGCGGCACUGCUGCUAACUGCGGCAAAUGAAGCGCUCCUCCUGUGCAAGGGCUGGCGAGCUGCUCAUAGUAGCAAAUUCAAGAGGACGAGAAAACAGUUUUGAGAGCGCGUAGGAACUGUCUAGAAACAUGCACAGACUGCUCUGGAGAGUUGGUUCUGCUGAUUACACCCUGAAUGUAAGCUACUGAAAUCUGAGAAUGCCUUUGAAUCUGGUUCAGUCAGAUGUAUGAAAUUUGGCGGCUUCAAGAAUAUAUAUGCGUUUCUUCCUUUGCAGCUUGAACUGAAAUUUCUUUUCUGCUUGUUGGUGGGCUGUUAUGUCUUACAUUAAAUUGCUGGUUGGGUGUUAAACAUUGCUAUUCAGAGGUAGUCAGACUGGACUCAAGAGUAGAUAAAAUCACUGCCUUGUGCACAUGUGUGGGGUUGACUGAGGGUGAUUUGAAGUGCACUUGUGUGAGGGUGUAUCAUUCUCUGUCCUCCGUGCAGCACCAAUGAUUGAGAUUGUAGCCGUUGUAAUAAAAUUGCUGAGCUUC
Coccomyxa subellipsoidea C-169 is the source of this 632-nucleotide messenger RNA. RefSeq lists its product as hypothetical. The transcript is spliced from 2 exons. The record is from RefSeq and is a predicted model, not a curated record. NCBI's taxonomy places the organism in Eukaryota, Viridiplantae, Chlorophyta, Trebouxiophyceae, Coccomyxaceae. Bases 41 to 205 code for a protein of 54 amino acids.